GCAUGCAGUUGUACAGAAUACACAUCUCACCUUGCAGAACCGAAAACACCCGAGGCCACUUGCCGGGCCCGCAGUCACUCGGUGUCACCAGGUGGCGGAAGAAGGAGAAGAAUUUCUCCAUUCAGUGGAAGAAUGAAAUUGUUGACGCUCAACCAAUUUGCGGUACUCCUCUGGAAAAAUUUUACCAUAAAGAGGAGGCAUUGGACAACAUUGAUUUUGGAAAUCGUCUCAGGAUUGGUAUUUGCAGCAAUGCUUCUGGUAUUCCGUGCACUUACUGAUGCAAAGACUAAAGGACCAUACAAUUACACUUCACAACCCAUCAGUACUUUGCCUGCCUUCAUUAAAAAUUCAAAAAACUGGGAAUUGGUUUAUGUACCUUCUAAUAUUAGUGUAGUAAAAGAAAUCACUGAGAAUGUGAAGAGGAAUCUCAACAUCAGUAUAAGAGUUCGGGGCUUUUCUUCAGAAACUGAGUUUGAGAAGUACAUUCAAUAUGAUUAUUCAUCUCACUAUGCACUAGCUGCCAUUGUUUUUGACCAUGACUUCAAAAGUAAAGAUGAUUCUCUACCACUUCAGGUAAAAUAUCAUCUGCGUUUUGCUAGGGUACAGAGGACUCUUUGGUGGCCAGACAGGAUAGGAUGGAAAACAGGCUUUCUCUUUCCUAAUCGUCCCUCUGUAGGACCCAGGAACCCAUCUCAGUCUGACGGAGGAAGUCCUGGGUAUAUCAAAGAAGGAUUCAUGGUUAUACAAUAUGCCUUGGAUAAGGCCAUCAUGCUGUAUCAUGAGAACAACACUGGACAAAAAUUGUUUGAUGGUAUUAGCAUUUUUAUACAGAGGUUUCCAUACCCAGCUUAUUGUCAUGAUGGAUUACUUAAGAUCAUUGGUUCUUUUCUGCCUUUGAUAUUCAUACUCAUAUUCUCUCCAAUUGUACUUUCCAAUGUUCGAUACAUUGUGUGGGAAAAGGAGAAAAGAUUAAAGGAAUACCAACUCAUAACUGGACUCAAAAGCUGGAUGAUCUGGGUUGCCUAUUUCUUGACAUUCUUCCUUUGGUAUAUAAUUAUUAUCUCUUUCCUGUGUGCGCUGUUCUUUAUUUUUAAUAGGCCAAUCUUCCGCUACAGUGACACAAGUUUCAUCUUUCUCUUUUUGAUGUGUUAUGCCGUUGCGGCAAUCUUCUUUGGCUUUAUGAUUAGCACAUUUUUCAACAAAGUUCCUUUGGCUGCUUCUGCUGGAAAUAUCCUGUUUUUUGCCAGUUUCUUUCCAUUUAACUUUAUCAUUCAACACUAUGGAGAAAUAACUCUUGCUUACAAGGUAGUUGCCUGUCUCAGCUCAAAUGUUGCAUUGGCACUGGGGAUUAAUCUUUUGUUCAAGUUGGAAACAAAAGAGAUUGGUGUUAAAUGGCGUAAUUUUUGGACACCGGCCAUCCUUGAGGAUAACCUUGUCUUUGGCUAUCUAGUUGGAAUGCUUUUACUUGAUGCUUUCUUGUAUGGCCUUGUUGCCUGGUAUCUAGAAACUGUCUUUCCCGGGCAGAAUGGCUUGCCCCGACCAUGGUACUUUUUCCUUAUGCGUUCAUACUGGUGUGGAAAACCAAGAAUGAAUACGAACAAAGAAAUCAAAGACCAUGAGGAAAUCCAAAGCCGCUUUUUUGAAGAUGAACCUAUUAGUUUGGUGACAGGUAUCCAGAUCAAACGUUUGCACAAGGAAUUUGAUGACAACACAGCAGUAAACGACUUGUCUUUGAAUGUGUAUAAGGAUCAGAUCACUAUUCUUCUGGGGCAUAAUGGAGCAGGAAAGACCACAGUUUUGUCUAUUCUCACAGGUCGUUUUCCUCCUACCAGAGGGAAGGCCUAUAUUGAUGGGUGUGACAUUUCAGAUAACAUAAUUGAAAUUCGAAAAAACCUGGGCUUCUGUCCACAGUAUGACUUGUUGUUCAAUGAUUUGACAGUAACAGAACAUCUUUUUUUCUACUCAGUGCUAAAAGGAGUGCCUCAAAGGAUAUAUACUAUGGAAAUUGCCCACAUGCUGUCUAUUUUUAACCUGCUGGAAAAGCGUGAUGAUUUCCCAAGGACACUGAGUGGAGGAAUGAAGCGCAAACUGUCCAUCAUCAUAGCAUUUAUAGGGGGCGCCAAGGUAGUGAUACUUGAUGAACCAUCAUCUGGCAUGGACCCAACCUCAAGGAGGGUCACCUGGCAUCUCCUUCAGCGAUAUAAGCACAAUCGUACCAUCUUAAUGACUACCCAGUUCAUGGAUGAAGCUGACAUUCUGGGUGACCGCAUUGCCAUCAUGGUCAUGGGGACCCUGCACUGUUGUGGCUCUUCAGUCUUCCUGAAACAAAUAUAUGGUGCUGGAUAUCAUAUAGUUUUGCAGAAAGGACCACAUUGUGAUGUACAAAAGAUCUCCACAGUGAUUCGUUCUCAUGUUCCAAAUGCCACUAUGGAGAAUGAUAAUGAAGAUGAAUUAUCAUUUAUCUUGCCCAAAAGAUAUACAACAAGAUUUGAAGGUUUGUUUAAUGAACUGGAAAUGAAACAGAAAGACCUUGGCAUUGCCAGCUUCAGUGCUUCAGUCACUACCAUGGAAGAUGUCUAUGUUAAGGUCAAUAAGCUGGCAACAUCUGAAUUAAAAGUUCGGGCUCUCAACUCCCUUUAUUUGAAAGCCCAACACGUAAAGCAGAAUCAGAAUAUGAAUAUGCCCAAAGAAAGUGAAAGAACAGUUACUUUCAAUUUGCAUGACACGGCUGCCAUUAAAUUUAAUACUGGGUUUCCACUUUACCUCCAGCAAUUUUAUUCCAUGUUUAUAAAAAGGGCAUUAUUCAGUUGGCGCAACUGGAAGUUUAUGUUGCUACAGAUAAUAGUGAUUUUAGUUGUUACUUCGUAUCUCUUAUUAAGUCUGGAAGUAAGAAAUGUGCAUGCCAGAGAAAUUGAUCUGAGUCAAUAUGGUCGAACUACUGUUCCUUACUCACUUUCAGGGAAUUCUGACCUGGCUCUGAAACUCAUAAAGAACCUUGAGAUUUUUCUACACACCAAAAACCAAGAACUAAAGAAAGUACCAGGCAAUGUAAAGGAUUUCAUUAUCCAAACUAAUGAGUGUCGUGAGCUCUGCAUUAUUGCACUUUCCAUUGAGGUUGAGGAAAACAAAAUAGUAUUGACUAUUUUGUUCAACAAUGAAGCAUAUCAUUCAGCUCCAACAUCCUUGGCAGUGUUAGACAACGUACUUUUUAUGUCGCUUUCUGGCUUCAAUGCCUCCAUCAGAGUGACCAACAAGCCUCAACCCCUCCCCAUCUAUGGUUCUAACAUGGUGCCUACAAAUGGACUACAAAUAGUAUUAUGUUUGGCUUUUGGCAUUUCUGUUGUGGUGGGUAACUUCUGUCUUCAGACAGUGAAUGAGAGAAUCAGUAAAACAAAGCACAUCCAGUUUGUGAGUGGGGUCUAUGUGCUUGCCUACUGGCUUUCUGCUUUGUUGUGGGACCUCAUCAGCUUCUUCAUUUCUUGCUGCUUACUACUGGUAGUAUUCGUGUUCUGUGACGUGGAUGCCUUUGUGGUGGAUUACCACUUCCUAGACACAGUGCUGAUCUUUAUGUUGUACGGCUGGUGUGUCGUUCCUCUAAUUUAUCUUGGAAGUUUCCUGUUUUCUAGUAGUACCACUGCCUACAUCAAGCUUACUUUGUUUAACUACUUUUCAACCGUUUUCAGUAUCAUCAUUCACACUGUAAUAAAAAAUCAUGAGACUGAAUUUUCCGGCCCCACUAAAAACCUUGUAAGUACUAUAUUAAUGGUGCUUCCUACAUACAACUUUGCAAUGAGUAUCAGCAGAUUGUUUGAUGAUUAUGAGGUGAAAAAACUGUGUGCCAAGCCAUUUCGAAAUGUUUACUUGGACUGCAGUAUACCAUUUCUUCAGAACAAUGUCUAUAAUUUUGGAGAACAUGGAAUUGCAAAGUUCCUGAUUACAUUGGCUGUCAUGGGUUUAUUUUUCCUCCUCUUGCUUUUGCUUCUGGAGACAGUACUGUGGAGCCUGAAAAGUUGUAUCUUUUAUUACAUUGUGUCUGAUGUCUAUAAGAAAAUCAUAAAAAGAAAGGCCACAGUGUCCAACGAAGUAACCAAACACUAUGAAGAUGAAAAUGUUAAAAAUGAAAGAAAUAAAGCACUGAAUAUGCUUCAAAGGUCACAGAAAGCUCCGCUGCUUAUCAAAGAACUUGGAAAGGUUUAUUUUAAAUGUCCAGUUGUGCAAGCUGUAAGAAAUAUCUCCCUCGUAGUCAAAAAGUCAGAAUGCUUUGGAAUAUUUGGGUUAAGUGGAGCUGGAAAAACCACCACAUUCAAAAUGUUGACUGGAGAUGAGACCGUCACCUCUGGAGUUGUAUUAAUUGAUGGCAUUAGCAUCGUUGAACAUAUCAGAAAGGUUAGGUCAAGAAUUGGUUAUUGUCCUCAGCCUGACUCCAUGCUGAACCACAUGACAGGUCGAGAAUUGCUGGUCAUGUAUGCCAGGCUGUGGGGUGUCCCUGAGCCAGAUAUCUGCAAAUAUGUGGAAGCCUUUUUGCAUUCCGUGUCCCUGGAUGCCUAUGCCGACAAGUUUGUGUACACAUACAGUGGAGGACACAGACGUAGACUUAACGCUGUUAUCGCCCUAAUGGGACAGUCCUCAGUUGUCUUCCUGGAUGAGCCGUCAACUGGCAUGGACCCAAUAGCCCGGCAUCUCCUCUGGGAUACCAUUAAAUGGAUCUGUAAAACUGGUAAAGCUAUCAUCCUAACUUCUCACAGCAUGGAAGAAUGCGAGGCCCUCUGUACCAGGCUCGCCAUCAUGGCAAAAGGCAGAUUCACCUACCUAGGCAGCCCUCGGCACCUCAGGAAAAAGUAUGGUAAUAUAUGCAUUCUGACAGCAAAAAUUAAUAUUGAUAAGAAUGAAGAAAAAUUACAGAUGUUCAAAAAUUUCAUUGAAAAUACUUUUCCAGGUAACAUCAUAAACCAAGAAUAUCAAGGGACUAUUUUCUGCCACAUUCCCAGCGAGGAAAUUUGCUGGGGAAAGGUGUUUCGUGUUUUGGAGGAAGCGAAAGUGUUACUCAGUUUACAAGAUUAUUCCAUCAGCAAGAUAACACUGGAAGAAAUCUUCCUGACUUAUGCUGAUAUUGAUGAAAUGCAAGAUGGUCAUCACAGCUCUGCUGUGACAUGCAGCUCCAGUCAGUGACCGACCUCUGUCUCUCAGCCUCUACCUGCCACUGCACACACAGA
Molecule: messenger RNA, 5213 nt
Organism: Ochotona princeps (American pika)
Lineage: Eukaryota; Metazoa; Chordata; Mammalia; Lagomorpha; Ochotonidae
Product: phospholipid-transporting ATPase ABCA3-like
Exons: 31
Coding region: 133-5169 (1678 amino acids)
Biological process (GO): lipid transport; transmembrane transport
Cellular component (GO): membrane; intracellular membrane-bounded organelle
Molecular function (GO): lipid carrier activity; ABC-type transporter activity; ATP hydrolysis activity
Source: RefSeq, a predicted model, not a curated record